This is a messenger RNA of Iphiclides podalirius (scarce swallowtail), 1980 nucleotides long. The record is from the annotation of a GenBank genome assembly. Lineage: Eukaryota; Metazoa; Arthropoda; Insecta; Lepidoptera; Papilionidae.
AUGGCGGACGGUGACAAUGUGUCGACGUUCAGCGCGGAGGGUGGGCAAGAUACGGUGGGUCUGCCGCGAAUCGUGAUGGUCACUGAAGGGUCCGAUACUUCGGCCUCGUCCGCCUCCUCGACCACACCGUCGGAGGACAACUGGGCGGACCUCAUCAAAUCCUCGGAAAUACCACCGGAGUACUGGCACAUACAAAAACUGGUAAAGUACAUGAAGGCCGGGAACCAGACCGCUACGAUGGUCGCGCUGUCCUGUUUGAAGGAUCACGAUCUAACUGUAGAGGUCAACCAAAGGGCGAUCCAAGAAAUUGGCGGGCUUGAAUUACUAGUUAAUUUAUUAGAAACUAGAGACCUGUGUUGUAUCCUAGGCGGCCUAGCCGUUUUAAAAGACAUAACUCCUAACAUCGAGAUAAGAAAAAAGGUGACCGAUUUGGGAGCAAUACCUUUGCUGGUUGGAUUAUUAUCGGACCCCGCGAAGGACGUACAGAUACUGGCGGCUGAGACCAUUGCUAACUUAGGCAGAAUCCGCAAAAGCAGAAAAUUCUGUAGAAAAUUUGGUGGUAUACCAAAACUGAUAGAUUUGUUAGAUAUAAAAGAAAGAUACCUCAUAACGCCGCGAGAGGAACUGAACCAAGAGGAGACACAAUUUCUUGACAUUGCUCGUGCCGGGGCAAAGGCUUUGUGGUCCAUGUCAUCAUCACAGAGGAACCGCGAAGCAAUGAGGAAGUUUGGUAUGAUUCCCUUGAUAGCUCGAUUGUUGAAGACUGUGCACCUUGACGUCGCUGUGCCUGCAGUCGGGUUGCUGCAAAUGUGUGCUAAUGAAACCUCUUUCCAGUUGGCAAUACAGACCGAAAAAAUGGUCAAUGAUUUGAUAAAACAUUUGGAAAAUGAAGAUAAAGAUCUCAAGACAUACUGCAGUUUGGCGAUUUACAAAUGUGCCAGCGAUCCUAUUACCAGAGACAUGAUACGAGAAGCUGGGGGACUAGAGCUUCUCAUAGAGGCCGCCAAAGACACCACUAACAGAGCGAACAAACCGUUAAUGGCCGCCGUGACUGGGGCUCUUUGGAAAUGUGCGAACAGCGAGGCGAGUGUAAAAAAGUUGGACCACCUUGAAGCCGUCCCAAUACUGGUGCGGCUGCUCGAUGAUGAGAACGACGGAGUGCUGACCAACGUUGCUGGCGCGUUGGCAGAAUGUGCUAAGCACCCGCCGAAUCGUAAUAAAAUACGAGCCGCCGGUGGGAUUCCAAUGCUCAUACACCAUCUCAACAACACAUACAAGCCGCUGUUGGAGAACGUGCCGCUAGUGCUGACGGAGUGCGCGAAGGAACCGACAUGCAUGACGGAAAUCGACGAACUGGACGGUGUGAGGCUGAUCUGGUCUCUGCUGAAGAACGACUCCAAGAGGGUGCAGACGAACGCGGCCCUGGCGCUGAGUCCGUGCGUGCAGAACGCCACGGACUCUGGCGAGAUGGUGCGCUCCUUCGUGGGGGCUUUAGAGCUGACGGUGGACCUGCUGGAUUCAGACGACCACAACGUACUGUCCGCGGUCUGCGCGGCGAUAGCGACGAUCGCCAGGGACAACGAGAACCUGGCGGUGAUCUCCGACCACGGGGUCGUUGCAAAGCUCUCGAAGUUAGUUAGCACAACGGAUGACCAUUUACGAGCCAAUCUCGGUGUCGCCAUCGCAUACUGUUGCGACUGGGCGCAGAACCGUCAGGAGUUCGGGAGGCGCGGCGCGAUAACGCCCCUCGUCAACUACAUGACGUCACGGGACCCCAACGUCCACAGGGCCACAGCGUUGGCCCUCUACCAUCUAUCUUUCUACUCCAUCAAUUGCGUCACCAUGCAUGCCGCUGGCGUAGUGCAGUUCCUUCUGGAGACUAUCGGGUCGAAAGAUCCGAUUUUGCAGGAGGCCUCGGCCGGAUGUCUUUGCAACAUACGCAAGCUAGCAUUGGCUACUGAGAAAAUUCAAUUAAAGCAA